AUGGAUUAUUGGAGACAAAAACAAUACAGCAGGAAUCUUAAUAUAGCAAUUUCUGAAUUAGAAGAACAAUUUGGUAAAGAUAUUUUCAAUUCUUUUCCAGAAGUAGCUAAAGAUGGUUUAAUUGAACAACAAAGACAAAUUUUAAAUACAGAAUUUGAGCAAUUAGUUAAAGAAGAAACAAUUAAAAGAAAAGAAAAAGCUAAAAAGAUUUCAUCAGCUAUUUUAGCUAAAGGAUAUAAUUUCAAUGAAGAAGAUAUUGGUUAUGUUAAAACUUAUCAUAAAUUUAAAUCUGUUUCAUUAGGUUUUCAAGAAGAUUCUUUAGAAUUGUCUAAUCCUAACUUACUUCUUGGAGGUAGAAUUUUAGGGUUUCAUAAAGAACAAAUUUUAGGAUUAAAAGAUAGAAUUCAUGAAAUUAUUAAAGAAUCUUAUACUUAUACACCUUUUGAAAAAUUACCGGUAAGUUAUGCUUAUUUUAGAGUUUUUAAUAAUGACACAGUAGUAGGAUCAACACGCACUCAAUUUAUUCAUUUAGAUAAAGAAGAAGAAGAUUUAAAUAGUUUAUGUAAAAGGUUUGAUGACUUAAUUGAAUUAUUUAGUAAUCAACAAUAUCAUUAUCAAUAUUUAUUUUCCACUGAACAAAAUCAAUGUAAUACAGUUCUUUAUUUUACAUCUUUAUAUUUCCCAUCUCCUAAAGAUCAUACUAAAUGGGGAGAGAAUAUUGAUACUAAUUUAAAAUUUCUGUGUUUUCAAUUAUUUACUGCUAAUACUGAUGAUUCUGAUUGUGUGCAGCAAUGUGGUAGAUUCUUAGAUAAAAAUUUAGAUGCUAAAACUUUAACUGAUAUUACUAAUCAUUUUAAUAACCAUGUUUUAAUAUUUAAUUUAGCUGACCAUAUUAAGAAUAUUCAAGAUAUUAAAAAUUUUUAUGAUCUUAGAAUUGAUCCUAAUAGUCCUAUUAAAGAGUUUAAUGUUAUUAAUCCAACAAUUAAAUAUUUAUUAAGUCAUAAUGGACAUAUUGGAGUUAUGCAUAAAUUAAGAGCACAAAAAUUUACUAAUAAGUUCACUACUUUUUCUCCUUUAAGAUUUAGAAAUAAAACUAAGAAAAUCACAGUAUGUUUUGAUAUAGAAUGUUAUUUUGAUCCUAAAGUAGAAAAAGAUCAAAGACAUAUACCUUAUCUUGCUUGUGGUUGUUUUAUUCUUGAUAAUAAAAUUGAAUUUUCUAUUCAAGAAGAAGGAGAGAGUUGUGUGUUUAAAAUUAUAGAUACUAUUUCUGAUAUAGCUAAAGAUUUAAAAAUUAAGUCAAUUGAAUUAAUUGCUCAUAAUGGAGGUAAUUAUGAUUUUCAUUAUAUUAUUUCUAAUAUGUAUAAUCCAGCAGCUAUUAAAAAUAUUUUAAUGAGAAAUAAUGCUUUUAUUAGUUUUGAAUUUACUCAUAAUGAAGUCAAUUUUUAUGUUAAAGAUAGUUAUAGCUUUUUAUUAUGCAGUUUAGCUAAUGCAUCUAAAGCUUUUGAUGUGGAAGGAGGUAAGACAGAUUUUCCUCAUCAUGAAAUUAAAUCUAGAGAAGAUCUUGAAAAAGUAUUUAAUAAAUGGAAAUCUGUUGAUACAAUUAUUGAUUCUCAUAUAGAAAAACAAAAGAUGAUUAUUACUGCUCAACAUUUUAUUAGAUAUGAUUCUCAUGAAGAGUCUAGAAAAUUGAUUGAAUGGGCUAAAGAUUAUUGUAUGAAUGAUGUUAUUGUUUUAGCUAAUGUAUGGCUUAAAUUUAAAUAUACUACCUUUGACAUUUUUGGAGCUCAUAUAGUAGAUCAAACUAAAACUUUGGCUGGAUUAUCAUUUAAAUUAUUUGAAGCAUUUAUUGAUCCUGAUAUUAAGUUGUAUCAUCCAGUUAAGGAAGAUUAUUUAAAUAUUAGAGAGGCAUUAAUUGGAGGAAGAUGUAUUAGUGAAAAUGGUGUUCAUGAUAAUGUUUUAUGUUUAGAUGUCAAAUCUUUAUAUCCUGCAGCUAUGGCAUAUUAUGAUCAACCUUAUGGUAAAAUGUUUAGAGUUAAAGAUAGAAAUAUCAAUAAAUUAGGAGUUUAUUAUUGUAAGAUAAAAGCUAAUAAACAACAUAAACAAGAAUUCUUCCCUAUUAGAUAUAAUAAUAAAGUAGUUUAUAAAUUAGAUAGUACUAUAGAAUAUGAGGCAUGGUAUACAUCAAUAGAUAUUGAUAUAGGUUUAGAAGAAGGACAUGAUAUAAAAAUUUUACAUGGUUAUGAAUGGAGAUCAAAAGGUAAGAUAUUUAAAAAUUAUAUAGAACAAGUGUUGUAUAAAUAUAAAUUACAAUUUGAAAAUGAAAAUAAUCAGGUUAAAAGACAAGUUAUCAAAAUUAUUAUGAAUAGUUUAUGGGGUAAAUUUGCUCAAAAAUGGAUAGAUAAUGAAUAUACAAGAUGCUGA
This is a messenger RNA of Saccharomycopsis crataegensis, 2421 nucleotides long. Its product is annotated as DNA polymerase. The transcript has a single exon. The record is from RefSeq and is a predicted model, not a curated record. Gene Ontology annotation, biological process: DNA replication. Bases 1 to 2421 code for a protein of 806 amino acids. Lineage: Eukaryota; Fungi; Ascomycota; Saccharomycetes; Ascoideales; Saccharomycopsidaceae. Gene Ontology annotation, molecular function: DNA-directed DNA polymerase activity; nucleotide binding; DNA binding.